Messenger RNA from Macrosiphum euphorbiae (potato aphid), 375 nucleotides. Lineage: Eukaryota; Metazoa; Arthropoda; Insecta; Hemiptera; Aphididae. The record is from the annotation of a GenBank genome assembly.
AUGAUGGACGACCACAUUGAAGUUGUGAUGGAAGACGGCGUUAUGCACGGAGACAAUGUGGAAGAACAUGAAGACGUGGAGAACAUGGAAGUCGUGAUGGAAGACGAAGACAAUGUGGACUACAUCAUUGAAGUUGUUAUGGACGAAGACAAUGUGGAAAUUGUCGACGUGGACAACAUGGAAGUCCAGAUGGACGACGAAGUUUUGCCGGCAGACGUCGAGAUAGUCGAUGUCCUGCCCGGUGAACUCGAGUUCAUGGACAUUUUCGAAGACUUCAACCCUGAAGUUGCUGUUGAACUACCAAGAGUUCAUGCGCCACGAGUAGACAGGCCAGCCAGCGUUCGACACCCACUUUCAACUGUGAACGCACUUUGA